AUGAUAAAUAACAAAUAGUUAAUAACAUAUUUUAAUAAAUCGAGUAUAAGAAAAAGAGCUAAAUCCUCAUUGAAUUACGUUGUUUCUGUGAAGUAACAGAACGUAGAAAAAUCUCACAACAAUUCAAUGGAUAGUUUGAACACUCGUGUUAUGGAAGUCUACGAAUAGCAAUAGAAGGAUGAUCAGACUCAGAUACAAAGGUUGUUGAUAAAGAAGCAAUUGCUUGAGAUUCGAAUUCGUCAUGAAAAUGAGAAAUACGAGGAAACCCAGAAAAACUAUUAGUUAUUGUUGCAACGAUUAGAAUCGAUGGAGAAUAGCCAAAAAGAGUACAUCACACAAAUGAACCAAUUGACUGAGUGUCUACGAGAGAUAGUGUAGUAAAACCAUGAGAUGGAGAGUGCCUAUGAUGACAAAUGCAAAGAAUACGAGAGUUUGAUAUAAAUAUUUAAUAAAUGAAUUAAGUAAUGGAUUCAGAAGCAGAGGAGGCCAUGUUAAAAGCAGGAGAUAUCAUCUAAGGUAGAUUUCGCAUAGGUGAUCUUCUUGGAGAAGGAUCUUUUGGAUCUGUCUUUAGAAUUUACGACACUCAAAAUAACAAUUCAGUCUUGGCAAUCAAGGUAGAGUAGGAAUUAGAAGAAGAGGAAAGCAUGUUAGAAAGAGAAAUCAAGAUUAUGAUGGAAUUAAAGUAACAAAAAUUUAUUCACUACAUUCUUUUUAGGAAGAAACCUGGGUUCCCACAGAUAUUGUACUAUGGGUAGGAGAAUCAUUAUGUAUAUUACAUUAUGAAUAUACUUGGACCCAACCUUGAAAAUACGAGCAAGAAGUGCGGAGGGUCCUUCUCUCUUGUAACUAUGUUGAGAUUAGCCAUUCAGGUAUAUGAGUAAUGUACUUUUUAGCGUAGAUGCUUAGCCGAAUUGAAACGUUGCAUUCUAUGCGUCUCAUUCACAGAGACAUUAAGCCAGACAACUUUGUUUUGGGAUUGGGAUAACAAUAAAACCUAUUACAUCUGAUUGAUUUUGGAUUGUCUAAAUUUUAUGUGAAUUCCAAAGGUGAGCACAUCAAGUAACUGCGUAAAAAGGGAUUGAUUGGUACAGCCAGAUACGCUAGUAUUAAUGCACACAAUGAACUUGAAUAGAGUCGUAGAGAUGAUCUAGAAAGCAUAGCCUAUAUCUUGGUUUAUUUGGCUACUGGAACUCUACCUUGGAUGAAUCUGCAAAUUGAAUAGAAGGAUCUCAAGUAUGCUAAAAUAUUGCAUCUCAAAAAAUUGACAGCUCCAGAAGUCAUAUGCAAAGAUCUACCAGCAUGCUUUACCAAAUUUUUAACGGCUGUUCGUAAAUUAGAUUUUAUCACAACCCCCGAUUAUGUCACAUACAAGAAGUUAUUUCAAAACGAACUAGAGAAACAUUAAAGUCAACCCUACUAUGAUUGGGAAGUAGUGGGAGAUAAUUCAACAAAAAAGAAGAGCAACACAAUGCACAUUAUGCCAGUAUUAUUUAUAUUAAGUGAAGGACCAAUUAAAAUAAAAUAAUAGUCCGAACAAUCUCCAUAUUAUUAAUAGCAAUGCAAAUGGAUCUAAUAAAAACACUGUUACUUAUGGUCAGGAUCAAAUCAUUGAAGGGGAUAUGGAUAAGAAAUUGAAUUUGUAGGUUUCGACAAAAGGUGUGGAUAAUAAAUAAUUUGAAAGGUUUGAAUAGAUUUUGCAAUAGAAUCAGAAGAAGUACUAUAAGAUGAACAGUACAAAGAGGCAAAACUCUGGGAGGGCUAAAACACCUGUGAUGGUCAAUGUCAUAGAACCAGAUGUAAUAAAUCUCUAUAGUAUUUAGAACCAAAUUUAGCAACAAUAAUAUGAACAGGUUUACGAUGAAGUACAAUACAUCGCAAAAUCAGCUAAGUUCUUGCAACCACCUUCAACUCCUAAUGGCAGAAAUUCCUCAUCCAUUGUAAAUCCUUAUUAUAUUCCAUCUCUGAACACCUCACAAGUGAACAACUAUGAUUGGAGCGAAGGAGAUGAAAUAAGCAAUGAAGGCACUCCUCUGUGGUGUAUGUAUGUAGAGAAAGAGAGAUAAAAUGUGAUGACUGGAAUCUAAACCAAAAAGAAGAACUCAAUUAAACAUAAUAGCUUCAGUGUUCUAUCAUAUCCUAUCCAAAAUCAGGUAAGAGGAAGUGAUGAAGAAAUAUUUGAUAUCGAAUGA
Paramecium octaurelia is the source of this 2189-nucleotide messenger RNA. The record is from the annotation of a GenBank genome assembly. Lineage: Eukaryota; Ciliophora; Oligohymenophorea; Peniculida; Parameciidae.